AUGUUGACUGAAAUUUCUGAACUUAGUAGUAAUAUCCAUAGUUUUGCCUCUAGCCUUUCUCAAGUGUGUCUAGCAUCUCACAGUUAUCCCUUUUUAUCUGCCUCUUUGUUCCUCUCUCCUGCUCUUCCUCCACUAUCUCUCUUUGCCUUCCUUGAUCUUUCUUACACCUAUAUCCCUGCUCUCUUCCCAUUCAUUUUCUCUCUCCCUACUAUCACAUUCUCUCUCUUCUCUCACCGGCUCACUAUCUCUCUUCUCUCUCUCUCUCUUGGACUCACUAUCUCUCUUCUCUCUCUCUCUCUUGGACUCACUAUCUCUCUUCUCUCUCUCUCUCUUGGACUCACUAUCUCUCUUCUCUCUCUCUCUCUCUUGGACUCACUAUCUCUCUUCUCUCUCUCUCUCUCCUCUCUCUCUCUCUCUCUUGGACUCACUAUCUCUCUUCUCUCUCUCUCUCUCUUGGACUCUAUCUCUCUUCUCUCUCUCUCUCUCUCUUGGACUCACUAUCUCUCUUCUCUCUCUCUCUCUCUCUCUUGGACUCACUAUCUCUCUUCUCUCUCUCUCUCUCUCUCUUGGACUCACUAUCUCUCUUCUCUCUCUCUCUCUCUCUCUUGGACUCACUAUCUCUCUUCUCUCUCUCUCUAUGCAGCUCACUAUAUCUCUUCUCUCUCUCUCUCUAUGCAGCUCACUAUCUCUCUUCUCUCUCUCUCUAUGCAGCUCACUAUCUCUCUUCUCUCUCUCACUCUCUGCAGCUCACUAUCUCUCUUCUCUCUCUCUCUAUGCAGCUCACUAUCUCUCUUCUCUCUCUCUCUAUGCAGCUCACUAUCUCUCUUCUCUCUCUCUCUCUCUGCAGCUCACUAUCUCUCUUCUCUCUCUCUCUAUGCAGCUCACUAUCUCUCUUCUCUCUCUCUUGGACUCACUAUCUCUCUUCUCUCUCUCUUGGACUCACUAUCUCUCUUCUCUCUCUCUUGGACUCACUAUCUCUCUUCUCUCUCUCUUGGACUCACUAUCUCUCUUCUCUCUCUCUUGGACUCACUAUCUCUCUUCUCUCUCUCUUGGGCUCACUAUCUCUCUUUUCUCUCACUCUCUCUGGCUCACAAUCUCUCUUUUCUCUCUCUCUCUGGCUCACUAUCUCUCUUUUCUCUCUCUCUCUCUCAGGCUCACUAUCUCUCUUUUCUCUCUCUCUCUCUCUCAGGCUCACUAUCUCUCUUUUCUCUCUCUCUCUCUCUCAGGCUCACUAUCUCUCUUUUCUCUCUCUCUCUCUCUCAGGCUCACUAUCUCUCUUUUCUCUCUCUCUCUCUCAGGCUCACUAUCUCUCUUUUCUCUCUCUCUCUCAGGCUCACCUAUCUCUCUUUCUCUCUCUCUCUCUCUCAGGCUCACUAUCUCUUUUUCUCUCUCUCUCUCAGGCUCACUAUCUCUCUUUUCUCUCUCUCUCUCUCAGGCUCACUAUCUCUCUUUUCUCUCUCUCUCUCUCUCACUAUCUCUCUUUUCUCUCUCUCUCUCUCAGGCUCACUAUCUCUCUUUUCUCUCUCUCUCUCUCACUAUCUCUCUUCUCUCUGGCUCACUCUCUUUUCUCUCUUCUCUCUCUCUGGCUCACUCUCUUUUUCUCUCUUCUCUCUCUCUGGCUCACUCUCUUUUCUCUCUUCUCUCUCUCUGGCUCACUCUCUUUUCUCUCUUCUCUCUCUCUGGCUCACUCUCUUUUCUCUCUCUCUCUCUCUUGCUCACUCUCUUUUCUCUCUCUCUCUCUUGCUCACUCUCUUUUCUCUCUCUCUCUGGCUCACUCUCUUUUCUCUCUCUCUCUGGCUCACUAUCUCUUUUCUCUCUCUCUCUCUCUCUGGCUCACUAUCUCUCUUUUCUCUCUCUCUCUGGCUCACUAUCUCUCUUUUCUCUCUCUCUCUGGCUCACUAUCUCUCUUUUCUCUCUCUCUCUGGCUCUCUCUCACUAUCUCUCUUCUCACUAUCCUGCCCUCAUUCUGUCUAUGGAUCUGUCACUCAUUCAGACGGCUUUGAGCGCUUUGAGUGGCGACACAGUUAUUCUCAGGUUUAUCCUCCCAAGCAGAAAUAUUCACCAAAAGGUGUCUUCAUGUCAUUUGAGCAUUAUAACGUUGAAGUUCGUGAUCGUGUGAAAUGUAUCAGUGGUAUGGAAGGUGUUCCAAUAUCAACUCAGUGGGGACCUCAAGGUCAUCAUUAUCCGAUCCAAAUUGCUCAGUUUGGACUGAGUCACUACAGUAAAUUUUUGACAGAGGAGGAUCCUGAUGUAACCAUCUUGGAGGAUGGAGAUGAUGAAGACUUGCGAGAUUGGGGUCUGCCCUCUGCAAGAACGCACAUAAAAGUAGUUUCAGAUCCUGAAGUUGGUAGAGUCGUAGAAUUCGAAGCACCUGAUUCCUUGGGUUCAUUUGGAAUUUGUAUGGAGGUUGAGGAAGACACGUUUGUGUUGUCUCUUGACUUCCGUUUCAUUACAAAUGGAACCAUUACAGUGACGCUCGAGGUACAAAAAGGCCGUGUCUACUACAUCCAUUACGUGUUCAAUGACAACCUCAUCUCAAUAUCGGGUCAGCACAUCUACUACGGCCUUGGAGACAUCCAGCGUACAUGGCGUCAUUUCACCCGUGACAUUGGCAUAGACUUCCAGAAAGGAAUGGGUCUGCAAUACUCCAAAGUGAAAAAGGGUAAACUUCGCAGUAUCAUCAUAAGAAUAACAUCAAUAUGCCUUCACGGGCACGGACAAGUGGAUAACGUUACUAUCUCCUCGACUGCUCAUCUUGACCAGUUUUAUGAUGCAGCCAACUGGCUGGUCAAUCACCAGGAUGAGCGAGGCGGCUGGCCAAUCAUGGUAGCACGAAGACUUGACGUACUUCAGCUUGCGCCCGGCUGGUAUUCAGCAAUGGCCCAAGGUAAAAAUAACAACUUUAUAUGCAAGCUUGAUAAACUUUUUGCAUCUCUCUCUCUCUCUCUCUUUCUCUCUCCUAUUCUUCUCACUCACUUUCUCUCUUUCUUCUCAAUUCCUUUCCUCUCAUCCCCCCCUUUUUAG
Acanthosepion pharaonis is the source of this 3024-nucleotide messenger RNA. NCBI's taxonomy places the organism in Eukaryota, Metazoa, Mollusca, Cephalopoda, Sepiida, Sepiidae. The record is from the annotation of a GenBank genome assembly.